AUGAAGAAGAGAGGAGCAAAAAAGAGCAACAAUAAUAAUAAUAGUAAUGUUGAAAAGUGCUCCAUUCUUCGAUUUUUCUCGUUUUGGUUGACAACAAUAAUAAUAGUAAUGGCGACUGGAGGUUAGUUGGCUUAAAAAUUCACCAGGAAAUUUUGGGCGCCCCAGAAAAUCAGAUACCUUUUCAGUAAACGCAUCUGACGAUGAGGAACGACUUAUGGUUGAUGUUUUUCGAGGAUAUAACUCACUUAUUCAACCGGUCAAAAAUUCUUCGCAACUUCCGUUGAUUGUUAAAAUUGCGUUGCAAUUAGUUUUGCUAAUUAAUGUGGUGAGUUUAGGUUUUGGGAAAAUUGUGAAAUAAUUUGAGUCGCGAACUUUUAAUCAAGCGAGUUCCAUAAUUUAAUCUUCAAUAUUUUUUUAAAAUUGAAAUAUUGAUUUUUAUUUCCUAGAAGUUCUGAAAAUGUUCAUUCCAUUUGUGAAUCCACGUGGCUUCUUCAGAACCUUGAAUUUUUUUUUUCAAAAAUCAGAAUUAACCGCUUGCAACGUCAUAGCUCAUUUUCAAACCCGCCUCGACUUUUUUCUAGGACGAGAAAGAUCAAGUGAUGCACACCAACGUCUGGCUAACCCUCGUAAGAUUUUUUUCCCCAAUUUCCUGUCAAAUUUCAAUUUCACAUAUUCCUAUUCAGAAAUGGCAUGAUUUUCAAAUGCGUUGGAAUCCGGUGAAGUACGGCGAGAUCAAAGAGAUUCGAGUUUCACCGGAUAAAGUUUGGCUGCCAGAUAUUGUCCUCUUCAACAAGUUAGUCUAAGUCUAGAAUUUCAUUUCUGGAAACAAAGAUUUUUCCAGCGCUGAUGGUAAUUACGAGGUGUCAUUCAUGUGUAAUGUUGUGAUAAAUCAUAGUGGAGAUAUGUUAUGGGUCCCGCCGGCAAUUUAUAAAUCAUCGUGUAUCAUCGAUGUCGAAUUUUUUCCAUUUGAUGAACAAACUUGCACAUUGGUUUUUGGAAGUUGGACUGUGAGUUCUAGAUUUCCCCCUAUUUCUAAUAAUUUCCAAAUAAUUUUCAGUACAAUGAAAACGAGAUCAAGCUCGAAUUCGAUCAGGCUGAACUUGUCGACACUUCGGAAUACUCUGCCAGCUCGAUUUGGGAUGUUGUUGAUGUGCCAGCUACUCUCACCAAGAAACGGUCUAGAAUAGAGUUUCAAGUGCGGAUUCGUAGGAAAACCCUGUUCUACACUGUGGUUCUUAUCAUCCCCACAGUUCUUAUGGCAUUUUUAUCGAUGGCUGUAUUUUUUCUACCCACGGAUUCCGGCGAGAAAAUAACAUUGACAAUAUCAGUUCUCCUUUCUAUUGUGGUUUUCCUGCUUCUUGUCUCAAAAAUUCUACCACCAACAUCUUCGACAAUUCCGCUGAUGGCUAAAUAUCUUCUCCUAACUUUCGUCCUAAACGUCAUAACAAUUCUGGUAACAGUUAUAAUAAUCAAUGUAUAUUUCCGUGGUCCUCGAACACAUCGAAUGCCUCCUUGGGUCAGAGUUGUGUUCCUCAAAUACCUUCCCAGAUUCAUAUGUAUGGAUCGUCCCAAAUCAUUUCUCAAGCGAAGUUUUGUUCGUCAAGCAAUGGCACAACUUCCCGGAAUCGGUCAAUUCUCUCUACAUCCAUCGGCUCAUCAUCCGCUAUGUCCAUCUGCAGAAGAGCAUAAUGAUUCAAAUCGUUUGCUGGCUGGCGCGGAAUAUUAUCCAUUAUCUCCAGAAGCGAUGAGAGCUGUUAGUGCUGUUGAAUACAUAACAGAACAUUUGAAGAAAGGCGAGCGGCAGAAGGCGGUGAGUUUUGUUUUUUUUUCUAUUUUUUAAGGGCCUUACCCUUGUUAGCCUAUUUUCCUUUUUAGUAUCGAGACGAUUGGAAAUACGUGGCAAUGAUAAUCGAUCGCCUCCUUCUAUACAUCUUCUUCGGAAUCACAAUCGGUGGAACUUGCGGAAUUCUCUUCAGCGCCCCCAAUGUUUUCGAUAUCAUUGAUCAAGAAGAAAUCCUAAACAGUUUGAAGGCAAAGUUCAAAAGUCGAACUACUGAAUAG
Caenorhabditis angaria is the source of this 2061-nucleotide messenger RNA. The record is from the annotation of a GenBank genome assembly. Lineage: Eukaryota; Metazoa; Nematoda; Chromadorea; Rhabditida; Rhabditidae.